UACCAACACUGACUGUGUUAUGUAUCCCGAGACAAAAUCGCGGAAACAAAUUGUGCCAUCUCUAUUCGUUAACACGCACGUGCGGUUGGGACGCUAUAAACACGAAAAGGCCCUGUAUUCAAACAAAUGUGAUUAAAAUUAAGCCCGCUCCAUAAAAAUUUUUGGCAGCAAAAUGCCGCGGAGAAAUGAAACGCGUUUAAGGUUGAUCAAGAAACAGAGACAGCCGCCGGCCAAAAAAUUCAAACCUGAAACUUCAUUCUCUGGCUCCGAGGAAGAGAGCGACUUAAGUCCCUACUCAUUCAGGACUUCAGAUGAGGAGGAUGGCGACAGCGACACAAAGAAAAUUCGGAAAGCUGUCAGUGAAACACCGGUCGUUGUGCCGCAUUUUACAUGCCCGGUCUUGAACAAAGGUCUUGGCGCCAGUAAGCAACUGGUGGCAUAUCCUUCAUGCUCUCUUAGUGAGCCGACGGCAUUGUUUGUAACAAACCGCACUACUCCCAUUAUGGAUCCGUGCCUAACACGAUGCGACGCAGUCGAGAACUGGACGGCCCGCUCUGAAUGGUUAAGACAUGAAUAUCUGAAGGAAACUGAAAAAAUGAAGCAGCGCGAGAAGAAGCAUAAGCAUAAUAUCUAUAAUCAUAAUCUUUAUCGCUUUGCCGAGCACGUGGCCCUACAGGAGUAUCCGUACUUUCGCGAUAGCUAUGACUAUCACUACACUGGCGGCAGUCUUAGCCUUAUGCAGUUUGGUGAUAUUAAAACCUCGAUGAAGCUGGCCCUGCAUGUUAGCGGGCCGAAGCUGCAAGAUUUGCAUUUUUCACAAUUCGACGGGACAACAGAUGCAGCUGAGCAGUGGCGGCUAGAACCCUUUUAUAGCCAGGAAAUAGAUUCUGUGUCCGAUGAAAUAUUUGAGAUUCUACCGAUAGAAAGCUUUCGAGCUAACCAUGGCAACAUGUUCCUUGCCCGAAGUCUUACUGAAAUUUGUAUUUAUGAGCUGAAACGAUGUGCAUCCAGGGGAACAACAGAAUACGAGCUCAACCUUCAAGGCAAAUACAGCAGUCAUAAUGGACCAUUUAUUAGUGCCGCGCAAGGGAUCAGUGAUGUAAAUACUUUGGCCAUUGCCUGCCAGGAUCGCACUGUACGCUUUGUGGAUCUUGUAACGAGCUCGGAUAUAGCCAAGCAUGAUGUGUGCAUGGUAAACGGACUAAAGCAGACCGCAAAUAAUUGGGCACAGCUCCUUCCUUGCUUAUCUGAGAAGAGCAGCUUUUACUAUGCCUGCCAGCCGGUACUCCUCACCAUCGAUAUGCGCUGUGCCAGCGAUAACAACAAUCCCUGCUUUGCGAGCAGUGCUUACUCGAAUAUGUGCGAGACUUUUUCCUGUCUAGCUCGCAGUGCAAAUCCCAAUCUUUUGUAUGUAGGUAGCAACCACAAGCUGCACUGCUUGGAUAUGCGGUGCCUAGGCAAAAAACUGACGGAUCGUUCGGUCAUCACCUGGACACAUCAGAUGAGAUAUCCACCCACCUUUAUGGACGCUUUCAUGCACGACGGAAGUGAGUACGUUGCCUUGUGUAGUCCACUGCCCUCAGAUCAGCGUAUUUGUGAACUGACCGGUGCUUUGGCUAAUUCCUUUACCGAGAUGUCUUCACCAACGUUCCCAUACGCGCCAGUUACCAUGGAGGAGGCACUUCGAGAAUCACGCGUUCGUGGUUUUGUGGAUGUGUAUGCCGAUCUAGGGGAGCGCAUUAAAACUCAUAUCACUGGCCUUAAAUUUCACAGCCUGGAUAAUCCAGGCGACAAUUCUUUUGCACAACUAUUGACCAGCAAUUCAAUGGGAGAUGUAUAUUGCCAACGGCUGACAGUACGUAAGGAAGAGGAUGCAGUGCAGGAGACACGUAUUGGUCCUCACACAGACGAAGCGUUGCGUGUCUAUGGCAGAAUGGUGAGGAAAAAGGUGACCAGGACAUUAAAAUGCACCGCCGUUGAUGACAUUAAGGUAAUGCGUGAAAUAAUGGGAUCAGGUAUUGCACCAAAAUCAGAAGAAGAAUUAGAAAUCGAAGACGUAACAAUAGACUAUGGAUUUGAACCGCCAAAUGAUGAGAGCGACGGUUCGCAAAAUGAAAAACCUGAGACUAGUCAGAAAAAAAAGAAAGAACCAAAACCAGAAGACAAAACUGACAUUAAAAAGAAAAUUAAGGCCCUAAAUAGGGGUUCGUGGCAAAAAUCGGCAUACAAGCUCUGCAAUUACAAUGACUUCUUAAGUAAACGACUUUUAAGUAUUUGGGAAAUUGACGAAAAGUACGACCUUACGCCAGACGUUGAUAUCAAGGAGCUGGAUUCGAAACUAAUGGAAGGAAUACAUGACAACUAUGAUCACACAGAAACAUGGCUCAAGAAACUGCCCAAAGCUGAAGAGAUGCCAGCACUUAUAAAUGAGUCAAAAUCACCUUUCGUAGAGGGAACUGAUUUGCCAAAGUACGACGAUGCCAUAAAUGCUGAUUACGAAGUAAUAGACUCUUUGACAAAUGAAGCCGAUUUGCAUAUGAAAGUUGAGUGCGAGGAAUCGUACAACGAAACGCUCGCUCAACGUUUUAGUAUUCAGGCACAUUCGACGUUACAGCCGGAUCAAUUUACGGCUGUAGAAUUUUACUAUGAGCCCUCUACAUCACAGUCCAGGCCGACCAAACGGGCCAAAACCAAAUCGAGUUAUCAAAAGGGUUUCUAACCCGACACAAUAUAUAUUUUAAUGAUACAUUCAAUAAUUUUCAAAAUAAACUCAGGUAUAAUAUA
Molecule: messenger RNA, 2784 nt
Organism: Scaptodrosophila lebanonensis
Lineage: Eukaryota; Metazoa; Arthropoda; Insecta; Diptera; Drosophilidae
Gene: TAF1C-like
Exons: 2
Coding region: 173-2719 (848 amino acids)
Molecular function (GO): protein binding
Source: RefSeq, a predicted model, not a curated record